Solanum dulcamara is the source of this 5940-nucleotide messenger RNA. Its product is annotated as putative disease resistance RPP13-like protein 1. The transcript has 7 exons. Gene Ontology annotation, biological process: defense response to other organism. NCBI's taxonomy places the organism in Eukaryota, Viridiplantae, Streptophyta, Magnoliopsida, Solanales, Solanaceae. Gene Ontology annotation, molecular function: ADP binding. The record is from RefSeq and is a predicted model, not a curated record. The coding region runs from base 110 to 4159 and encodes 1349 amino acids.
AAAUCAUUUUGAAAAGAGAAUAAAGUUGGUUUAUCUUUUCUCUCUUUCACCAAAGAGAUAAGAUAGUUAUUGGUAUAGUAUUUGCAAACUUAAGCAGACUGUUUCAGAAAUGGAAAUUGGCUUAGCAGUUGGUGGUGCAUUUCUCUCUUCAUCUUUGAAUGUUCUCUUUGAUAGGCUUGCUCCUCAGGGUGAUCUGCUCAACAUGUUUCAUAGGGACAAGCGUGAUGUUCGGCUCUUAAGGAGGUUGAAGAUGACUUUGCUUGGCCUUCAGGCCGUGCUAAGUGAUGCAGAGAAUAAGCAAGCAUCAAAUCCAUACGUGAGCCAGUGGCUUAAUGAACUUCAAGAUGCUGUGGACAGCGCUGAAAACUUAAUAGAAGAAGUCAAUUAUGAAGUUAUGAGACUAAAGGUGGAAGAUCAGCAUCAAAAUCUUGGAGAAACAAGCAACUCGCAGGUAAGUGACCACAACCUGUGCUUGAGUGAUGAUUUUUUUCGUAACAUAAAGGAGAAGUUGGAAGAAAAUAUUGAAACAUUGGAGGAGUUGGAAAAGCAAAUUGGUCGCCUUGAUCUAACAAAGUAUCUUGAUUCGGGUAAACAAGAAAAAAGGGAAUUUUCAACUUCUGUGGUUGAUGAAUCUGAUAUCUUAGGUAGGCAGAGUGAAAUAGAGGAAUUGUUGGGGAGUUUAGUAUCUGAUGAUGCGAUUAGUAAAAAUUUGACAGUAAUUCCUAUUGUUGGACUGCCUGGGAUCGGAAAGACAACACUUGCUAAAGCUGUUUACAAUGAUGAGAGUGUGAAAAAACAUUUUGAUUUGAAAGCUUGGACUUGUGUGUCUGAACCAUAUGAUAUUCUCAGAAUAACAAAGGAGUUACUUCAGGAAAUUGGUUUCUUAAACGUUGAUAACAAUCUGAAUCAACUUCAAGUCAAAUUGAAGGAAAGCUUAAAGGGAAAAAAAUUUCUUAUUGUCCUAGAUGAUGUGUGGAAUGUCAUCUAUAAAGAGUGGGAUGAUUUGAGAAAUCUUUUUGUACAAGGAGAUAUAGGAAGUAAGAUCAUUGUGACGACACGUAAGGAGAGCGUUGCCUUGAUGAUGGGUAGUGGGGCAAUCAAUGUGGGGACUCUGUCUAGUGAAGUCUCUUGGGCUCUAUUCAAGCGACAUUCAUUAGAAAAUAGGGAUCCUGAGGAACAUCCAAAACUUGAAGAAGUUGGAAAACAAAUUGCACACAAGUGCAAAGGAUUGCCAUUAGCUCUAAAGGCACUUGCUGGCAUUUUACGCUCCAAAUCAGAGGUGGAUGAGUGGAGAGACAUUUUAAGAAGUAAAAUAUGGGAGCUGCCACCUCAUUCAAAUGGAAUCUUACCAGCGUUGAUGUUGAGCUACAAUGAUCUUCCUGUACAUUUGAAGCGGUGUUUUGCUUUUUGUGCAAUAUAUCCGAAAGAUUAUCUAUUUUGCAAAGAGCAAGUUAUUCACCUGUGGAUUGCUAAUGGUCUCGUACAGCAGUUGGAUUCAGCUAAGCAAUACUUUCUCGAGUUGAGAUCGAGAUCAUUGUUUGAAAGGGUCCAAGAGUCUUCUGGAUGGAAUCCAGGGGAAUUCUUAAUGCAUGACCUUGUCAAUGAUUUGGCCCAAAUUGCAUCUUCAAAUCUGUGUAUCAGGUUGGAAGACAUUGAUGCAUCUCAUAUGUUGGAACGAACUCGACACUUGUCAUAUUCAAUGGGUUAUGGUGAUUUUGGUAAACUGAAAACCCUCAACAAAUUGGAGCAAUUGAGGACAUUGCUUCCCAUCAGUAUCCAGCGCGGUAUUUUUACUCUAAGCAAGAGGGUGAUGCACAACAUAUUACCAAGACUAACGUCUUUGAGGGCACUAUCAUUGUCUCAUUAUCAUCACAUAAAGGAGUUGCCAGAUGACUUGUUUAUCAAGUUAAAGCACCUAAGAUUUUUGGACCUGUCUUGGACACGGAUAAAAAAGUUGCCAGAUUCAAUUUGUGUACUGUACAACUUAGAGACACUUAUCCUGUCAAAUUGUCGUUGUCUUGAGGAGCUACCGCUACAGAUGGAAAAGCUAAUAAAUUUGUGUCGCCUUGACAUAAGCGACACUUCUCUCUUGAAGACACCGCUACAUCCAAGCAAGUUGAAAAGCCUUCAUAUGCUAGUUGGAGCUAAGUUUCAUCUUACUGGUUGCAGUAGUUUGAGAAUCGAAGAUAUGGGUGAAGUACAUGACUUGUAUGGAUCUCUAUCAAUUACAGAGUUGCAAAAUGUGGUUGAUAAAAGGGAAGCUCUGAAGGCAAACAUGAGGGAAAAGGAACAUGUUGAAAGGUUAUAUUUGGAGUGGAGCGGAAGUAUUGCUGACAAUUCACAAACUGAAAGAGACAUACUUGAUGAGCUACAACCAAAUCUCAACAUAAAAGGACUCCGAAUCGCCGGAUAUAGAGGGACAAAAUUUCCAAAUUGGCUAGCUGAUCAUUCAUUUCAUAAGCUAAUAGAAUUGUCUCUUAGCAACUGCAAGGAUUGUGAUUCCUUGCCAGCACUGGGACGGCUUCCUUCUUUGAAAUUCCUUACUAUUAGAGGGAUGCAUCGAAUAACAGAGGUGACUGAAGAGUUCUAUGGUAGUUCGUCCUCCAAAAAGCCAUUUAACUCCCUUGAGAAGCUUGGCUUUGCAGAGAUGCCGGAGUGGAAGCAGUGGCAUGUACUGGGGAAGGGAGAAUUCCCGAUACUUGAGGAGCUUUCAAUUGAAGAUUGCCCCAAGUUGAUUGGAAAGUUGCCUCAAAAUCUUUCUUCUCUGAUGGGAUUGAGAAUUUUAAAAUGCCCUGAACUCAGUUUGGAGACACCUAUCCAACUUUCAAAUUUGAAAAGGUUUGACGUUGUUGGUUGUCCUAAGGUUGGAGUUGUUUUUGAUGAUGCUCAACUGUUUACAUCUCAACUUGAGGGAAUGAAGCAGAUUGUUGAAUUAUCUAUUACUGAUUGUAAGUUUCUUACCUCCUUACCUAUUAGCAGACUGUCAAAUACUUUGAAGAAUCUACGUAUAUAUGGUUGUGGGAAAUUGAAAUUGGAGACGCCAGUCAGUGAGAUCAUUUCUAACAUGUUUCUGGAGCAUUUAGAACUGCGUAAAUGUGAUUCUAUAGAUGAUAUAUCACCUGAGUUGUUUCCAAGAGCACGCGUUUUGAGGGUAGAGCGGUGCCGCAGCCCAAGGCUUUUGAUUCGUACUGGGACUGAAAAACUCUCUAUUCGUGAUUGUGGGAAUCUUGAAAUGCUUUCAGUGGCAUGUGGGACUCAGAUGACGUCAUUGCAAAUUCACGAAUGCAAGAAGCUGAAGUCUCUGCCAGAGCAUAUGCAUGAACUCCUUCCAUCUCUUAAGGAACUGACACUGAAUAACUGUCCAGAAAUAGAGUCCUUUCCUGAAGGAGGAUUGCCCUUCAAUUUACAAGUCCUUGAUAUCUGCGAUUGCAAGAAACUGGUGAAUGGCCUAAAGCAGUGGCGUUUACAGAGACUCCCCCGUCUCGAAGAGUUAAUCAUCUUCCAUGAUGGCAGUGAUCUUGCUGGUGAAAACUGGGAGUUGCCUUGCUCUAUUCAAAGGCUUAGCAUAUCUAAUAUGAAUACAUUAAGCAGCCAACUUCUCAAAAAACUCACCUCUCUUGAAUAUCUAUAUACUCGUAAGAUACCUCAAAUUCAGUCACUGCUGGAAGAAGGGCUUCCCUCCUCUCUUUCUGAGCUAACAUUGCAUAACCUUCCUGACCUCCAUUCACUACCAGCAGAAGGUCUUCAGCGUCUCACAUGGCUUCGACGUCUAGACAUCCAGAAUUGCCCUAAUCUCCAAUCUCUUUCCGAAUCGGGGAUGCCCUCCUCUCUCUCUCUGCUGAGAAUUUUUGAGUGUCCUAAUCUCCAAUCUCUUCCCGAAUCGGGGAUGCCCUCCUCUCUCUCUGAGCUGUACAUAUUUUUUUGUCCUAAUCUCCAAUCUCUUCCCGAAUCGGGGAUGCCCUCCUCUCUCUCUGAGCUGUACAUAUUUUUUUGUCCUAAUCUCCAAUCUCUUCCAGUAAAAGGGAUGCCUCCUUCCAUCUCUAAACUAUUUAUUUCCGAGUGUCCAUUGCUCAAACCACUCCUAAAAUUUGACAAGGGUGAUUACUGGCCAAAAAUUGCAAAUAUUCCCACCAUUCAUAUUGAUGGGGAAUCCCACUAAUGAUUAAAAGAAAUGAUGCUCCUAUAAAUUCACAAAGCGUCUAUUGCUACUGUGAAGCUGAGGAAUCAUCUUUGGAUCGGAAUGAAUUUAAUUUUAGAUGACAGCGAAAAAGUGAGUUGAUCAAGGACUAAGGAGAAAGGAGGUUUUAGAGUAAUUCACAUGCUCACUCAUGAAUGCAUCCUCUAAUAGAAUUCAAAGGUAUACAAGACACAAAGUUUGUUUUCUAUCUAUCAAAGAUAUAAAAAGUUUGAUCCCCAACAAUUAACAACUAAAAGCAUCAGCAAAAUACAGGUUAUGAUUUUUGGAUAUCAACUUAACAAUUUUUUUCCCUAUACUUGAGAAACUUUGCAAUUGAAGAUUUCCCCAAGUUGAUUGGGAAGUUGCCUGAAAAUCUUUCUUUUCUGACAAGAUUGACAAUUUUCAAAAUGGCCUGAACUCAGUUUGGAGGCACCUAUCCAACUUUCAAAUUUGAAAGAGUGUGAAGUUGUUGGUUCUCCUAAGGCUGGAGCUCUUUUUUUUUAUCAUGCUCAACUGUCUACAUCUCAACUUUUUGGUAUCUGUUUACAUUCCUUCUCCUUGUUUGUUAAUUCAUCUUGUUUUUUUUAUUAGUGUUGAACAGUGUGGAUCAUCUAUUGCCACUGUGUGGAGCUUAGCAUCUUCUUGCAACUAAUGUAAUCUUUAAACUUGCUCUAAGACAUUGUACAAGAAACCUAGUGUAGGUUAGAAUUGAUAAUUUGCUCUAGAAGGUUGAUAGCACAAAAAAAGGGCAGCCCGGUGCACUAAGCUCUCGCUAUGCGCAAGGUACGAGAAAGGGUCUGACCACAAGGGUCCAUUGUACGCAGCCUUACCUUGCAUUUCUGUCAGAGGCUGUUUCUGUACUACAAAUCUUUUACCAUUUACAUUGGUAAAUAUGUCACCCGGGUGUUCAUAGUAUUUGGAUCUUAAUCACAAUAGCUAAAACAUUACUUUUGUCAGUAUUUGGAUUUUUAGCACAAUUGUUAAAACAUCAGUUUCUUGUUUUGGAUAUUCAGAAAUUUGCCGAAGAUAUAAACAGUAAGCUGAUAACUUUGGAGAUUAUGAAGUUUCCUUCAAAUUAUUUCCACUACUCAACCUCAAGUGGGACCUCAAAACUAGGGGAAAGGCCAGGAAGUGUAUCCUACUCGGAACAAAUUCAAGGAGUUGUUCAACCUUUUCUUCGUUGUUCAACCUGGACGUAUUGCUUCGUGGAUUGAAGUAGGAGGAGAUGGUUUAGACUUUAGAGUAAUGCACAUAUUAACUCUUGAUCUUUGAUAUUUCUACUGAGAGAGUUCAAAGGCACACGAGACAGAAAGUUUUUGGCAACAUUUUGUAAGCUAUUCCAGCUUCUUUCUGUCAAUAUUGCCGAAAUUCUCUAUUGAAUAGACAAAUAUCAGCUCAACUGUGAUCUGUCCACAGAGUGUAGGUCAAAAAAUGAUUGCUUUAAACGUUUGGCUUGAAAUGCUGAACCUGCAUUUAGACCAGCAGUGUUACAAGGUCAAGUUGGUAUGUCCAGAUGGUGCGUCCACGAGUUUGAUAAUACUUCCAUCCUCCUUAUUACUCUGUUGUGCACGAGUUUGAAACACCAGAUGGAAUUUUAUUUUGUAUGUAUAUAUAGUAAGUGAUAUUAUUUCCAAGUUCUGCAUAUGAUCUUAGUUAAGGUGAAGCAACAAAUAUUGUUAUGUAGUCCUUAAGAAUGUUCAGGAUUUAGAUUACAAGUGAAAUUAGUUUAAGUGUAAUUACGAAAGACAAGUUGGACCUCUUUA